GUGCCUCACUGGCCCCUUUCUUCUCCUCCGUCUUCCUUCCAUUUCUAUCGUCUCUCUCUCUCGAGUCAAUUAUUGCAAGCGCAGGCAGUAGUUGUGGCACCACCGAGUCCGAGAGAGAGAAAGAGAAAGAGAAACAUCUGUGACAAAAAAAGUCUCCGACCGGUGGUGACAUUAUCGAAACUACAAAGAUGCCACAGCUCACGAAGCUCUAUACCAUGGCGGAAGCCUCCGACCACAACACCAAGGACGACUGCUGGGUCGUCAUCGACGGCAAGGUGUACGAUGUGUCAUCAUACUUGGACGAUCACCCCGGCGGAGAUGAUGUAGUGCUUGCUGCAACUGGGAGGGAUGCCACUGAAGAUUUUGAAGAUGCUGGGCAUAGCAAAAGUGCGAAGGAGCUCAUGGAAACCUUUUGCAUUGGUGAACUCGACACCUCUGCUAUUCCUGAACUCGAAAUCAUCUCCAAGAAGCAGCGAAGAGAUUAUGCACAGAAGCUCGUAGAAUUGACAAAGCAAUACUGGGUUGUUCCUACCACGGUUGUCGGAGUCUCUGUUGUAGUUGGUUUCUUGUACUUGCGUAAGAAGUGAUGAUGCAUAUUGCACGCGGUAAAAUUUUGCUCUGCUAAGCCGCUCCUGUCACAAUUUUGAAUAAUGUUUACAAGGAUAGUAACCAAAAGAACUGGCCCAUAUGUUAGGAUUUCAAAAAUUUGGGAAAUUAUUAGAAAGGUGGAAAUCGAUUUUUAAGAUUUGAUUUAUGUGAGAAUGAUUGAAUACAAACAUAUCUGAAAAGAUGCAAUUCAAUAAAACUAGGAAUUU
This is a messenger RNA of Morus notabilis, 815 nucleotides long. RefSeq names its product cytochrome b5. The transcript is spliced from 3 exons. NCBI's taxonomy places the organism in Eukaryota, Viridiplantae, Streptophyta, Magnoliopsida, Rosales, Moraceae. Gene Ontology annotation, molecular function: heme binding. Gene Ontology annotation, cellular component: membrane; intracellular membrane-bounded organelle. The record is from RefSeq and is a predicted model, not a curated record. Bases 189 to 587 code for a protein of 132 amino acids.